CUUAAUGAGCAUGCGCAGACGUUACAGGGGAAAAAGUUUUCAAGUAGUGCAACAUUUACUGAUUGUUGACAUGUGUUUUCCUGCUGCUACGGUUUACAACAUCACUGUAUGCCGAUGAUGUCGUUACUGUACGCACCGAUACAUAAAACGAGAAAAAAAUUGCGGCUUUACUGAACAUUUCGACAUGAAUUUCGGAGUCCCAGCGAAUUCCCUGUUGCUGUUUCGUGCUUGUGAUGAAGGCGACUGUGAGACUGCAAAGAGCUUUCUGGAGCCUGUUGGGAACGAUUCGGACUGCAGUGUGGACGUGGUGCGGGGAGGACUGCCGCUUGUACCCGUCGACUGUACCGAUGAAGAAGGGAACACAGCCUUACAUUUCGCGGCUGCUGGUGGACACGAACAUCUAGUUCGGUUCUUACUGAGAAAAGGGGCGUCUGUGGACAGCAGAAAUAAUUAUGGCUGGACUCCGUUAAUGCAGGCAGCGAGGUUUGGCCAUUUGAAUGUGUCUCACAUCUUGCUUGAGAAUGGAGCAGAGAUGAAUGGCAGGAAUCGCAUGGGAGCAAGUGUACUUACUAUGGCAGCACGUGGGAACCACACACAUGUUGCCAAACUCCUCCUUGAGCAUGGAGCAUUUGUGGAUGACUUUGACCACCUUUCUGCAGCUGAAAGAAAUGCUAAUGGGAACAACAUUAACCACAGUGAUAAUGGGAAGAACUUCUUGGAUAUCACAUCUUUAUUGGUUAGUGCUCAGCACGGUCAUGAGGCAAUGGUCAGACUGCUUUUGGAGUGGGGAGCUGACGUAAACUUUUCACAGAAGACCACGGGUUGGAGUGCUCUAAUGUUAGCCACAUUAAGUGGGAAGGCUAGUAUAGCUCAGCAGCUAGUGGAGAGAGGUGCUGAUCCUGAUCAUCUUAAUGUUCUGUCCAAAACAGCUUUUGAAGUGGCACUGCAUCUUAAGCAAAAAGAGGUGAAGAAUUAUCUGGAUUCCAUUACCACAGUUCGUCCACAACCAGAUGAUGAGAAGAAAAGACCUGAUGUUUUCAGCGCUUUAAAGUUAGGGAAUUCUCAACUGGUGAAGGAGAUACUAGAGGAAGAUCCAUCCCAAGUGAACAUGGCUAAUGCAGAUGGGGCAUCACCUUUAAUGAUUGCAGCUGUGAGCGGACUGUUGGAAGUGGUGCAGCUUCUGGUUGAGAGGAAUGCAGAAAUAGACAAACAGGAUGGGGUCCAUGGCUGGACAGCUCUUAUGCAGGCAACAUAUCAUGGGAAUAAAGAUGUGGUGAAAUAUUUGCUGAGUCAGGGAGCUGAUGUAAACCUAAGAGCCAAGAAUGGAUACACAGCCUUUGACCUAGUCAUGCUAUUAAAUGACCCAGACACUGAGUUAGUGAGAUUGUUGGCUGCUGUGUGUAUGAUGGUAGAUAAAGACAAGAGUAAGCACAGAGACAAGUUCUCCACUAAGAAACACCUGUCUCCCAGUGUGCUUGCACCACCAGAUGAUAAAGGAGGCCUAAAGUCCUGGUGGAACCGCAUGUCCAAUCGCUUUCGUAGACUGAAGCUAACACACACACUAAGGCAUGGUCUCCCUGCCAAUCGCUUAGCUCCAUUCCAUGAUAACCCAGGGGUUCUCUUGGAUGCUACCAUGAAGGCAGAAAACAGAACAGACACCAACAGCACUGAACAAAGUGGUACAAUUGUUUCUCCUGUUGGGACACCUUUGGAUGGCCUCACCAUUGCAUGGACUGAUAAGAGUAAAGACAGCGGUCUUGGCAGAAACAGCAGCGACAAAGAUGACUUUCUCAUAACUACCAUGCUGAGAAACGGUGCACCUCUGACUCGCCUGCCCAAUGACAAGCUUAAAGCCGUUAUUCCACCCUUUCUGCCUCCAUCCAAUUUUGAGCCAUGGAACUCAGACCGCUCACGGGUUUUGAAAGAGGGAGGAAAGACAAGUGAGCAGUCUCGUCUGACUAUGCCUCAGAGACCAAGCAAAGCCAACUUCAACACCAGUGGAAACUCUGAUAUUACAUCCAUAAGUCGAGUAGUGAGCAGAUCCAUGAAGUUUCCCAGUAUCAGUAAGGUUCCAUCCACGUCCCCCUCCAACUCAGGCAACUAUAACUCACCUCAUUCAUCAGGGGGUUCCAAUGGAGUAGGAGGGAUCAAUCGCCAUACAUCAGACUUGCAUAACCGAUCAGGAGGCAGUGCAUCUGAUAGUGUACUGUCUCAAAUUGCUGCCCAAAGGAAGAGGGCUGCAGGCCUGCUUGAUGUCAAAGCACCACCACCUGAGGCAUCAACCUCUACACCCCUGCCCACCGUGCCUGACGUUAGCCUGCCCAGCAUUCAAAGCAACCAAAGCCUAGUGACCAGUGACUUGCACUCCAGAUGGAAGGUUGAUCUGAAAAAGAGGCCGCAGUCUGGCAACUCCUCCACAUCUAAGAGUACAUCCCCCACCUUGACUCCAUCGCCAUCUCCAACUCCCAAGCCUGUAAUUGGUGAAUUAUCUUCUGCUUCCUCCCAGCCAUGUUCUAAAAGUAGUGGUGGUUCCAGCAGUGGCACAAUCACUGACGAAGAUGAGCUUUCAGGUAUACUAAGAAAACUUUCCCUGGAGAAGUACCAGCCGAUCUUUGAAGAACAGGAGGUAGACAUGGAGGCCUUUUUGACUCUUACUGAUGGAGAUCUGCAGGAGCUGGGGAUUAAAACAGACGGGCCCAGACAACAGAUUCUGGCAGCCAUUUCUGAACUUAAUGCUGGAAAGGGAAGAGAAAGACAGAUACUGCAGGAAACUAUCCAUAAUUUCCAGUCAUCUUUUGGGAGUAGUGCAAGUAACCAGCAUCCUGCAGUUUGGGCAAGACAUCAGCUGCACAACCUUAACAAAAGAUAACACUUUUGGCCGGAUGAGGGACUGGAGAAUGGUGCCUACUCACUCCAAGACUGAUUGUUCCCAGAACAAAUGAGGAAUUGCAAAGGAUUUCACACGUUACUUUGCAUAAGUGACAACAUCUUAGAAAAAUCCAUACAAGUGCUGCCAUAGAGUCACAAAUGUUAGAUGACAAAUGGAUCACUAAGAAUGUUUAUGAUAAUGUAUAGGAAAUUUCUUUUGUUUUUGUCUUUGAUUUGUAUUUUAUUAUCUGAUGAGUGUAUUUUGCCAUCCAAUUUGUGUUCUUCUGUGGAUAGCUAAGUUUGGGCAUGAUGACAAGUAACAUACUGUAUCUCAGAUGACAUGAUGUACACCAAUCAGAACAUUGCCCAGAACUUCACAAUUCCUCUGCUAGCUUGACUUCUUCCCAUAGUUCAUUCUUGAACUAAACAUGAUUCAUCAGACCGUGCCACCUUCUUCCAUUGCUCCAUGGUCUAAUUCUGAUGCUCAUGUGCCCAUUGUAGCCAUUGGUUGUCCUUACUUAGACCACUUUUGGUAUAAACCAUUGCAUAUUGGGGUCACCCCACAAGAUCUGUCCUGUUCAAAGUUUCUCAGAUCCUUAUACUUGGCUAUUUUUCCUGCUGCUCUUUACAUCAAUUUCGAGAACUACCCAUUCACUUGUUGCCUAUUAUAUCCCAUCCCAUGACAAGUGCCAUUAUAAUGUGAUAAUAAAAUGUUAUUCACCUUACCUGUCAGUGGUUUAAAAGUUAUGCCUGAUCAGUGUAUGCACCUCAAAACCUCUGCCAAAUCAAGUAUCAGUUAAUAUUAUAGACAUG
Molecule: messenger RNA, 3681 nt
Organism: Tachysurus vachellii
Lineage: Eukaryota; Metazoa; Chordata; Actinopteri; Siluriformes; Bagridae
Product: ankyrin repeat and SAM domain-containing protein 6-like
Exons: 16
Coding region: 185-2869 (894 amino acids)
Biological process (GO): innate immune response
Cellular component (GO): cytoplasm
Molecular function (GO): protein binding
Source: RefSeq, a predicted model, not a curated record